Messenger RNA from Beta vulgaris subsp. vulgaris (sugar beet), 1706 nucleotides. RefSeq lists its product as uncharacterized. Gene Ontology annotation, molecular function: protein binding. The coding region runs from base 84 to 1382 and encodes 432 amino acids. The transcript is spliced from 4 exons. The record is from RefSeq and is a predicted model, not a curated record. Lineage: Eukaryota; Viridiplantae; Streptophyta; Magnoliopsida; Caryophyllales; Amaranthaceae.
AGUACCCAAUUUUAGACAUUCUUAACCUCUCUAUACUUUCCCUUUCCGAAAAAAAAAACCAAUCAAAUCUCUUAAAUCAGUAAAUGGAUCUUCUCUGCAAAACCUACUCAAAUAGUUCCGAUGAUGAAAAAGAAGAAGAACAAAAACCUUCAAAAUUCAUUCCUCCUCCAUUAAAGCGGCUCAAACCCUAUUAUUCAGCAGCUCCCGAAACCCUUUUUCAAGGUCCGAAUCCCCGAAUUGGAGCUCCGAAUCCAAUUCCUGGAAAUGGCAGGUACAUCUCUAAAAGAGAGAAAGCUCUCAUGGCUUCUUCUUCGUCAUCCACUCACCUCAAUCCUCCUCCUUCUUUACCUUCUUCACAUGAAAUGGGAAAUAUAUCUAGUACAAACCUGAGACAGGAUAUUCAGUUGUCUUUAAGAAAGCGAGCAAAUACUUGUGCAGAAGAGAGAAAAUUACCCUGUAGGUUUACUAUUAAUUUAAAGGGGCACCUGAAACCAGUCAAUGCUGUACAGUGGUCAACAAGUCAUGCCCAUCUUUUGGCGUCUGCUGGAAUGGAUAAUUAUGUCUACAUAUGGAAUGUAUGGAGUGAGCAAAAUAAAAAGGCACGUGUUUUUAGUUAUCAUAAUGCGGCUGUGAAAGAUGUGAGGUGGUCACCUCAGGGACAAUCUAUACUUUCAUGUGGUUAUGAUUGCACGUCAAGGUUGGUUGACAUUGAGAAGGGUUCAGAAGUUCAAAGUUUCACAGAGAACCAAGCCAUUACGGCUAUUAAGUUUCAUCCACACAACUCCAAUCUCUUCCUCUCUGGUGGGUCAAAGGGCCUCCUCAAAUUGUGGGAUAUUCGCAUAGGAAAGGUGGUCCAUGAGUAUGUAAGACGCCUAGGGCCAAUACUUGAUGUUGAAUUCAUGAAUGACGGCAAGCAAUUUAUCUCUUCAAGUGAUGUAUCUCAAAGCAAUCUUAGUGAAAAUUCUCUCAUUGUCUGGGAUGUUUCUCGGGAGGUGCCUCUCUCCAAUCAGGUUUAUGUGGAGGCUUAUACAUGCCCUUGUGUUAAAUGUCAUCCUUUUGAACCCUGGUUUGUGGCUCAGUCAAAUGGAAACUACAUUGCUAUCUUCUCCACUAAACAUCCAUUCAGACUCGACAAAUACAAGAGGUAUGAUUCCCAUGGUGUCUUUGGUUUUCCCAUCAAGUGUUGUUUCAACUUGGAUGGAGAAAUACUUGCCUCCGGCUCCUCGGAUGGUGAGAUCAAUUUUUACAGUGUCAAAUCAUCCAACCUCAUAAAGAAGAUUAAAGCUUAUGAUCAGCCAUGCAUAGAUGUUGCAUUUCAUCCUGUCAUCUCUAAUGUUAUCGCUUGCUGUAGUUGGAGUGGGGAUAUUUCAGUGAUUGAAUGAUGGUAUCGGAUCUUCCAAAUGAAUCCCGGUUUAGCUUACUAAUCAUCUUGCCCACUAAUUUUACGAGGGGAAGUAUAUUUGUAGUUCAGCCUAAUUGUCUAAUUGUCUGAUUGAUGACUAAUUACUAAGUAGGUUGUUAACCUCGUCAACCAUACUCCAGCUAUUCUUGUUUCAUAUGGCAAAUAAAUUACUGUGGUGCUGCCUUGCUGCGUUAAUGUCAUUCGUACAUUUUCAUAUGUUAAAACAGACCUGAGAAGUGAAAAUUCCAUAUUUUAUCAUUUUAUGGCUGUUACAAGAGAUCUGGUAAAGUUAAGUUUCUGAGCA